Orbilia oligospora ATCC 24927 is the source of this 1716-nucleotide messenger RNA. RefSeq lists its product as uncharacterized. Gene Ontology annotation, biological process: spliceosomal complex assembly; mRNA processing; protein deubiquitination. The transcript is spliced from 5 exons. Gene Ontology annotation, molecular function: cysteine-type deubiquitinase activity; zinc ion binding. NCBI's taxonomy places the organism in Eukaryota, Fungi, Ascomycota, Orbiliomycetes, Orbiliales, Orbiliaceae. The record is from RefSeq and is a predicted model, not a curated record. Bases 1 to 1716 code for a protein of 571 amino acids.
AUGCGACACCACACAAACCAAUCUCAACUCCAAGUCAUUUACAUCCAAACAACAUCGCCAGACGGCACCCUCACAAAGAUGUCCAAACGCGCUCCCGACCAAGCCCUCGAGGAGCUGGUGCUAUCGGGCAUCGGCUCGCCACGCACCAAGCGCGUCAAAACCGAUAGUAUCGCAGAUGAGGAGGAGAUGCUGAGCGCUGAGAUACCGGCCAAUGGAGUAGGGAGACUAAGCCUCCAACCUACUGCGCAGUCUGAAGGUGAAGAAGAUGAGAUGGACGACAUUAUGGAAGAGGAAGAGGAGAGUGAAGCAAAGAAAUGGAAGGAUGGCCCUCCCACCGAGUUCUCAGACCUCUACCUUGAUACAGUCAAUCGCAAUCUUCUCGAUUUUGACUUCGAGAAGCUCUGCUCGAUUUCCCUUUCCAACAUUAACGUCUACGCCUGCCUCGUUUGCGGAAAGUAUUUCCAAGGUCGCGGUCAAAACUCUCAUGCUUAUUUCCACGCCCUCGACGAAAGCCACCACGUAUUCAUAAAUAUAGCCACCCUCCGAAUCUAUGUCCUCCCCGAAUCUUACGAGGUCAAACAAAAAUCUCUCGAUGACAUCAAAUACGUUGCGAACCCAACAUACACCAGGGAAGACGUCGCGAAGCUAGACAAGGAGGAAACCAAGAAAUGGGAUUUGACUGGAAAGAGGUAUACACCCGGCUUCGUAGGAUUAAACAAUAUCAAGGAGAACGAUUAUCUCAAUGUUGUGGUGCACGCGCUAGCACACGUUACGCCUUUGCGGAAUUAUAUGAUGUUAGAGAACAUGUCCUCGCGGCCUGAACUUGCACAGCGAUUCUCGAUUCUAGUCCGCAAAAUAUGGAACUCCCGCGCCUUCAGAGGCCAUGUUUCACCUCACGAACUUCUCCAAGAAAUAUCCCUACGCUCCUCCAAGAAGUUCACAUUAACAACCCAAUCCGACCCGGUCGAAUUCCUCUCCUGGUUCGUGAAUAACCUCCACCUCUCCCUCGGAGGUUCCAAAACGGCACCCGGGUCGAGUAUCGUCCAAAAGGUCUUCCAGGGAAGACUACGAGUCGAAUCACAAGCGAUCACUGCAAAAGCCGACGCUAGCGAUCGUCUACGCUUCGAAGAAGCUGGAGAAGUUAAGACAGAUAUGCAUCGUUAUAUGAUGCUUACACUGGAACUCCCUCCAGCGCCACUUUUCCAGGACGAACUAGAUAAGAAUAUUAUCCCACAAGUACCUCUAACUGCAAUCCUAUCUAAAUACGACGGAACAAGGGCGCAGGAAUUGCUUGGGCAGCGAAAAAGAUAUAAGCUACUACAACCUUUACCACCGUAUCUUGUAUUUCACAUCAAACGGUUUUCGAAGAACAAAUUCGUCUUUGAAAAGAACCCAACUAUCGUCACAUUUCCAUCCACAUCGCUGGAUAUGUCGCCAUACGCGGAAGGAGCUACAGGGCCGAUAUGGUAUGAUUUAACAGCAAACAUAGUUCACGAAAGUGUCGCUAGGAAAGGUGGGCCGAGCGGUGUAAAGUCGGAGGCGGGAGAAGAAGGCCACGCCUACAAAGUCCAAUUGAAGGAUAAGGCUCGGGACGAGUGGGUCCAAGUCCAGGACCUAAUCGUGGAAGAGAUUAGAAAGGAAAUCUUGUUUCUCGGAGAGAGUUACAUACAAGUCUGGGAAAGACGAAGAGACACAAAGAAGAAGGCAGCUUCGUAG